GCCUCAAAUUAUCAGCUCAGUGUGCCAAAUAGUUCCGGCUGGCUAACAAUUAACUUCAGUCCAUGGCUCUGUCACCGCUGUCUGGUAUGAGGAUGAAGAAUCUUCUUCUGGGGGUUAUUCUUGGACUUCUUGCUGUUGUCCACACAACACCUGUUGAUACUGUGACCCAGAUCCCCACCAAAGCUGAGGAUGUUGUUUUCCGAGAGGCCAUGACGGAAGGGUUCCUCCUCGAAAAUCCUUUUCAACUUUCCCUCACAACUGAGUCACCCAAAAGAAACGCGACGGCCCCCGCUUCCCCGCAGCCGUUCUCCGAGCCCGAGGGGAGCGCCGCGGGGAGCGACAGCGAGGAGACGACGACCUCGGUGUUUGUCCGGCAUGGAGGUGACCACUACACAUCUACAACCCAAAGCCCUCAGCCUGACUUUACCUCUUCACCUGUGCCAAAUGAAGCCCAGUCAAGCGUCACCCCGGACCACGCUCCGGCCUCUCAAACCGCUGUCUCCAUCUUUGACUUCCUGAGCACUCUGGAUUCUGAUCUAGAGUCUGUGAACAGAGAUGUGUCCACUGUGACCUCUAGCUCCACCACAGAAACCAGCACUGCUUCAACCAGCUCCACAGCUGACGUUAUCGAACACAAGGCGCCAUGGCUGUUCGCAGAUAAUGAGGGAUCAGGAUCAGGAUCAACACAAGAAACCAGCACCGCACCCUGGACCUCCACAGCUGAUGUUACCAGACACGUGGCUCCACGACUGUUCACAGAAAGUGAAGGAUCGGGAACAACACAGGAAACCAGCACCACACCAUCGACCUCCACAGCUGAUGUCAUCAGACACGUGGCUCCACGACUGUUUGCAGUAACUGAAGGAUCAAAACCAACAGAGGAAACCAGCUCCGCUCCAUCGACCUCCACAGCUGAUGUUACUGUAAACGUUCCAGAGGUGCUUGUAAAUGAAUCCGUGAUCAAAAGCAUAAGUAGCCCAUUCACUGAUGGUAAAUAUCCGAUAUCCAAUAAUUAUGUGUGCAAUCGAUAUCAUUAUUGUCUUUACUAAGAUUUUAACUCUGUGUUUUUUAUGUUUCUCUACGUCUAGUGGAGAAACAGGAUACUGCAUCACCCCAGAACAAAGGACACGUAACGCCAGACUGGAUCAUCAUCGUUGGUUUUCUUGUCGGUGUUGCAGCAUUGACAAUGGUCUGCGUUGCCAUCGCUACCAGAGAAAAGUGGAACGGACCAAAGCAGGUAUCCCAGCCACAGACACAAACCGUCUCCUCAAACCAGAAGAGGGAGCUAGAGAUGGAGACAUUUCUGCACAAAGAGGAGCCCAGGGAGAACGGGAAGGCAGCAGAGUACACAGUCAUCCCUCUGGACGAGCUUCCAGAGAGCUACUCAUCACACUGAGCUUCACAGACAGACCCUCUGGAGGCUGGAGACUCAUCACAGAACCACAAGACUGUGUUUGGAGCGGAUGAAUUUGAUCAGAGGAACAUAACUGCCAGGGCUGUUGAGCAAAAAAACAAAAGGUUUCUGUGGCCUUUCACGGCUCGGAGCCCUUCCUGAUCGAGACUCUUGGUCUGGUUUUUCCUGCCGGCUUUUAAAAGCUGUCACCACACCUUCACUUUGAAGCUGCUGCAAUACUUUGGUUGACGUAUUUGUUUCCGAAUCAGCUCUGUCAUUAACUGUAAAAUAACAAAACUAGUCGGGUAAGAUGCACCAAUGCCAUUUAUGUGAAAUAUAACUGGAAAGUCUUUCCAGUGUCAUUGUAAAUAUUUUUUUUUUUUUCCAGAAAAUCCCUCUGUGUAUUUCAGUGUCUUUGCUGUAAUAUAAUUUAAUAUCUUUGUAAUAAUGUUAUUAAAGUCAUGGGUUGUAACUUAUAUUAAGCUGCUCUUUUCCCCACAUUCAUUAUGGAAGCUCUGAGUGCUGAACAGUGCUCAGUGCGCUAACUCGUUAGCUUCUCUCGACAACCUACACGGCACUUCAGCUGUCGUUAACAUGCAUUUCAUUGAAUGUUCACAUGCCGCGCGACAUCCGCCCUCAUCUGAGGAAUAAACACAGCGGCAACUCUUCAAUAAACAUUUAUUUGUGUUUAAUAUUUACACACAAG
This is a messenger RNA of Seriola aureovittata, 2099 nucleotides long. RefSeq names its product mucin-2-like. The transcript has 7 exons. Lineage: Eukaryota; Metazoa; Chordata; Actinopteri; Carangiformes; Carangidae. The coding region runs from base 63 to 1049 and encodes 328 amino acids. The record is from RefSeq and is a predicted model, not a curated record.